UCGGAUUAAAUACUUUUUCAUCACAGCGGCACGAUCAAAGAAUCCGACGGCCGAGAGUGUCGCGUUCAAAUGAAGCCGAAUGGGGUGGGAAACGGAAAUCUGUGAACCGUUUAGGGUUUGACCUCGCUUUUGAAAUCUACAGGGGCCAGUUCUCCACAUUUCGCUUUCGUGCUCGUCCUUCCGCUUUUAGAAGUGAUCUUAUGGCAUUGUCUAACCAGCAAACUGUCGAUUUCCCGAGCUUUAAACUCGUUCUCGUUGGUGAUGGAGGAACUGGGAAAACUACUUUUGUGAAGAGGCAUCUUACUGGUGAAUUUGAGAAGAAGUAUGAGCCUACCAUUGGUGUUGAGGUCCAUCCGUUGGAUUUCUUUACAAACUGUGGGAAGAUCAGAUUCAAUUGCUGGGACACAGCUGGCCAAGAGAAAUUUGGUGGUCUCAGGGAUGGAUACUACAUUAAUGGUCAAUGUGCUAUUAUCAUGUUUGAUGUCACCGCCAGGUUAACAUACAAAAAUGUUCCGACAUGGCAUCGGGAUCUAUGCAGGGUCUGUGAGAAUGUUCCUAUUGUUCUCUGUGGAAACAAGGUUGAUGUGAAGAACAGGCAGGUCAAAGCAAAGCAAGUUACAUUCCACAGGAAGAAGAACCUUCAAUACUAUGAGAUUUCAGCAAAGAGCAAUUAUAACUUUGAGAAGCCCUUCCUUUAUCUUGCUAGAAAACUUGCUGGGGACCAAAACCUUCACUUUGUUGAAUCACCUGCUCUUGCGCCUCCGGAAGUCCAGAUUGACCUUGCCGCCCAGCAACAGCACGAAGUAGAGCUGGCUGCAGCUGCUGCCCAACCUCUUCCUGAUGACGAUGAUGAUUUAUUUGAAUAGAAGAUCCUACUGAAAACCUUUAUGCUGUGAGCAGUCCUUGUCUUGAACCAUUAGAGUUAUUUUAACCGUGGAGUAGAUGAACUUUUGAUUGAUGAAUCCAACAAAUCUUACAUUUGAUGUGGAGGGUGACAUAUACGCCAAUAAAUUGGUGGCAGAGUUAUGAUUCCUUGAUGUUAAAAACACGUCUAGACAUUCUCAACCCAAAGAUAUCAAUACUAGUAGAAUUUGAAUGGGUAUGCAGAACUCAGAGGUAAACCUAUUUUGAAGGUACACAAAUGAUCAGCAGAAGGUGAGUGCCUGCUAAAUGAACAGGGCUUGCCUGAACAAAAUAUGCAAGGAGCUCAACAGUAGCAACUGGCUCUGGUAUGGCUCUGCUAUCUAAUCUCUCAUCAUUAAGCAUGUCUAAGCUUGAAUGCUUUUCCUCCAUAGUAGGUUCGUCCAUGUUAAAGUCUCUAUCUGAUUUAUUGUUCCUAAUAAAAUAGCUCACAGAAACAUACAAGUCCAAUAAAUUUGGGUUCAAGAAUGUAGGUUUGAGAGAAAAUAGAAUAUUAAAAACUCAAUUGUCACACUUGACAUUGACAAAUCUAUCAUCUCCAAUAAAAAAAAAAAAAGAGAGAGAAGCCCUUAGACAGUUCAUAGCAUUUAGAUCGAAAUUAGAUACUCAUACGGAAGAACAGAACUAUAUUUAACAUGAACUAUAUUGAGAUAAGUGCCAAUAUGUUCUAUCCAGAGGGUUAGAUUAUGCAAAAAGAUAUCAUGAAUAUCGAGCCCCUAGUAAAUUGAGGAGAUAAUUAUUUCUUAAUUAAUCAGUUGUAAGCUACAUUGUGAGUAACCUUUUUAUCGAUGAAAAGUCCUAAAAAUACACAGUGUGUAUAUGAAAAACUAGGAAAACAAAAUUAAUAAUGUGAUAGAGAAAAAAAAAUAGGUUUCAGACAAUUAAUCCUUUCGUUAGUUAGGUUUAUUAAUUAAAAAAUAGAAAUAAAAUAUCAUCAAUAUACAUCAAAUGAGAGAUUCUAAAUCUAGGUUUAAAAUAGAAAUGAACAGCUAAGAAAUCACAAUAUACACACAUGAGAUAAAGAUCAAGCCUGAUUCUUUGAUCUUUCUUUAAAGAUCAAGAAAGAUUCUUUGUUAAUAAUAAAAUAAAAAAUUAGAGAGGAAAUAAAAUAAAAACUUAGGUGUAGUUUGACAUUUGGUGUGUUGAGAUAUAUAGUUUUAUGAACAUUAUUUUAGAUGGAGAUUUGAUCCCACAGUAAAUCGGUUUAAUUGAAUUUAAGGCGUGCAGUCAAAGUAUUCAACCGUAGUUCUCAUGCAUACUGACUCAUCGAUGUGAAGAUCUGCUGUACCGUUGCGAGCGGGAUUCAGCCUUUUCGGUGACAACUGAACCACCAACUGGCCAAAGAAUGACAAAUUAUGCGGGCCCAUUCUGUGUUGGUCGAUCGAAACCUUAACCCUGUCUGACCGCC
Musa acuminata AAA Group (dessert banana) is the source of this 2329-nucleotide messenger RNA. RefSeq names its product GTP-binding nuclear protein Ran-3-like. Gene Ontology annotation, cellular component: cytoplasm; nucleus. The record is from RefSeq and is a predicted model, not a curated record. Gene Ontology annotation, biological process: protein import into nucleus; ribosomal subunit export from nucleus. NCBI's taxonomy places the organism in Eukaryota, Viridiplantae, Streptophyta, Magnoliopsida, Zingiberales, Musaceae. The transcript has 9 exons. Gene Ontology annotation, molecular function: GTP binding; GTPase activity. The coding region runs from base 201 to 866 and encodes 221 amino acids.